UUCGAGCUGGCGGUUCUCUGGAGUCCCCGUGACAUAUUCACUGCAAGCCAGUUCCGCGCCAAUAAAUGCGUUUGCUUGUGUGGCACGGCUACCUUGCUACUGAUUAGCCAGUGUAGAGGGAUCGCAGAUACGGUAAUGACAACUACCAGCAGAUUAUCAGCGGUGCAUAACUCAUCUUCACACAAAAAUCGCUGUACCACAUUGCGUAAAGUGCAGCCAUUAUUACUGAAGAUCAUUGUCAUCGUUAUCCUGGCAACAUCAAAAGGGAGUCGUGCUGGAAGAAUUGUAUACCCGCGCGUAAUUGAGGAGCGGAGCACCCUUGGGAAAGUUGUCGUUCAGGUUACUAAGGAAAUAGUGCUGCAGCUUUUGCAGUAUGAGGCAUUUCUCUCUAGGCUUCGUGUUGACGUCGAAAGAAAUGGUACAAUCCUGCACAAGGUCGUCAAUGGAACUACAGAACAAGAGCACCUUUACGUAGACGUCGACCACAGAUCUUCCGUCCUUUUGUAUAUCCUGGAGGCCGGCGUUCAAAUGAGUGGAAUAAUCAAUGCCCACUUUCGUAUUAGACCUCUGAAGACGAGCAGCCGAACUCUUAGUUUAUCAACGGCACACGAUCUGGAAGAAAUAAAUAUGAUUAAAGUAGACGAUACACAAGAAAGCCGAGCUCCACAAACGCAAAUGCACGGAACAAUCUUCCCGGAAGUGUACAUAGUAGUUGACACAAGCUACGCAAGCGGUGUCUCCAAUCAAGAGCUCGUUCGUUAUCUCACAGUUUUCAUUACUGGGCUUAACAUGAAGCUCCAAGACUUGACACAACCCAGCGUUCAGCUGCGCUUAGUGGGAAUUCUUGUACACGACGCCUUGCGGCGCAGCUAUCACCGGACCAAUGGCAACUUCGUUGAUGCGCUCCAGACGCUUUCAAGGUUUUUUCAAGAAAUCGCCGGGCUCGCUAUUGGCUAUCCUGAUGUAUUCUUGCUACUCACCUCAGAGGACUUGAUUGGUGACGUAGGCGGCACAUGGGACAGAAGGGUAUCAGGUGCUUCGCCCAUCGGAGGAAUGUGCAGUUACGGACAAAAUGCUCUCAUUAUUGAAGAUACUUACGGCUCAUUUAUUGGCCUAGAUGUCGGUGUGCACGAAUUUGGACACAUGUUAGGAGCACCCCAUGACCAGUAUCCUCCUGAGUACGACGGACUUUGUGGAUGGAACCUGGGAUACAUAAUGAGCUACUUGGACGUGGGCGAAACGAAGAACAUGUUUUCACCUUGCAGCAAGUGGUACAUAACAUCCUCAUUGAGGCUGAAACAGCAGCAGUGUCUAGAAAUGAGCUUUAUACUCGACUACCUAAGGUUCCAACCCGGAGUACUGCCCGGAUAUUUGUUUGAUGGCCAAGCAUUCUGCAAAGCGCUGCACCCGGAAGAACCUAGGGUCUACUUUCCCACACAAUCGCAAACGACGCUGUUACAGUGCCGGCUGACAUGCAAUGUUCGUGCUGGCUCUGAUGGAGCCUACACGUACUAUACACACCGUGCACCGGAAGGAACCCCUUGCUACACCGGCGCAGUCUGCAUCCGUGGCAAAUGCCUGCGACCACCUCAUUACGGACGAUAAGCGCUGCACCCAAUCAACCUUAUUUAUUAGGCACAAAAAACAGCUUUACUGAACCACAGCAUAAUGAACAGCCAUCUCAGAAACAACUUCAAGCAACUUCUAACCACCUAAAGCCACCUCAAGGGAAUACAAUUGUCUCAUAAUAACCUUAUGAUUGUACUGCGCAAGUUCUGUAUCGUUUCUUUGGCAGUAUACACGGAAACCUGCGACCCAUGAUACUU
This is a messenger RNA of Dermacentor silvarum, 1826 nucleotides long. Its product is annotated as A disintegrin and metalloproteinase with thrombospondin motifs 8-like. Gene Ontology annotation, molecular function: metalloendopeptidase activity. Lineage: Eukaryota; Metazoa; Arthropoda; Arachnida; Ixodida; Ixodidae. The coding region runs from base 136 to 1605 and encodes 489 amino acids. The record is from RefSeq and is a predicted model, not a curated record. Gene Ontology annotation, biological process: proteolysis. The transcript is spliced from 14 exons.